UUCUAAAUUCUCCUCUCCCCUCUUCUUUCCGCUUUCUUCUUCAGCCUUGUUUCCACGGUUCUCUCAUGGCUUCUCUCCCUCGCUUGUCUCGCGAAACGGCCCAUCCCUACUUCUAGAACAUUCUUCCGCCUCAAAGCUCAUAAGAUCAUAAACCUCAACGCAAUGGCUCCAAGAACCCUACCGAUUCUGAAGCAACUCCUAUCGAAAUCAUCUUCCUAUAACACUAACUUCAUUGGGUCCAGAUUUGCCCCGAAGAGAUCCGUCACGUACAUGCCCCGCCCCGGGGAUGGGGCUCCCAGGCCAGUAACCCUAAUUCCCGGGGACGGAAUCGGGCCUUUGGUGACCGGCGCCGUCGAGCAGGUGAUGGACGCGAUGCACGCGCCGGUGUACUUUGAGCGCUACGAAGUUCACGGCGACAUGAAGAAGGUGCCAGAGGAAGUGCUGGUUUCGAUUCGGAAGAACAAGGUGUGUUUGAAGGGCGGUUUGGCGACUCCGAUGGGCGGUGGUGUGAGCUCCUUGAAUGUGCAGCUGAGGAAAGAGCUGGAUCUCUAUGCUUCGCUUGUGAAUUGCUUCAAUCUUCCUGGAUUGCCCACGCGGCACCAGAAUGUGGAUAUAGUCGUGAUUCGGGAGAAUACGGAAGGCGAGUACUCGGGGCUCGAGCACGAGGUCGUUCCCGGUGUCGUGGAAAGCCUUAAGGUAAUAACAAAGUUCUGUUCGGAGCGCAUUGCAAAAUAUGCUUUUGAGUAUGCAUACCUAAACAACAGAAAGAAAGUGACAGCUGUGCACAAAGCAAACAUUAUGAAGCUUGCUGAUGGUCUGUUCUUAGAAUCUUGUCGAGAGGUUGCAACAAAAUAUCCUGGAAUCAAGUACAGUGAAAUUAUUGUGGACAAUUGCUGCAUGCAGCUUGUUUCAAAGCCUGAGCAGUUCGAUGUCAUGGUGACACCUAAUCUUUAUGGCAAUUUAGUGGCAAAUACAGCAGCUGGUAUUGCUGGUGGCACAGGAGUCAUGCCAGGAGGCAAUGUUGGGGCUAAUCAUGCUGUUUUUGAGCAAGGUGCUUCAGCAGGGAAUGUGGGACAUCAGAAACUAGUAGAACAAAAGAAAGCGAAUCCAGUGGCCCUUCUACUAUCAUCUGCCAUGAUGCUGAGGCAUCUCCAAUUUCCAUCAUUCGCAGAUCGAUUAGAAACUGCUGUGAAACGUGUAAUUUCAGAGGGCAAGUACAGGACAAAAGACCUUGGGGGAGACAGUAGCACCCAAGAGAUCGUUGAUGCAGUCAUAGCAACCCUAGAUUGAUUCACAAGACACGCGUUUGAUCUCUGCUUUUCAACUAUAAAACCAACCAUUUGGCCUUGGGAUUCUUGACUGCUCACUGUCUUCCUUGUUUAUGUUUACUUUAAAAUUUUCCUCCCACCACAAUCGGUGAUAUUAAAUAGCAUCAAUCAGAGAAAAAAGAGUGAUGAUGUGAUGUGAAAGUUACAUGGUGGCUAUCAGGAAGUCUGAAGUCCAUUCUCUGAGUUUAAUAUUUUUUAAAUUAGUAGGUCAUGGCCCGGCUUUGAAAUC
Molecule: messenger RNA, 1557 nt
Organism: Vitis riparia (riverbank grape)
Lineage: Eukaryota; Viridiplantae; Streptophyta; Magnoliopsida; Vitales; Vitaceae
Product: isocitrate dehydrogenase [NAD] regulatory subunit 1, mitochondrial-like
Exons: 4
Coding region: 163-1290 (375 amino acids)
Biological process (GO): isocitrate metabolic process; tricarboxylic acid cycle
Cellular component (GO): mitochondrion
Molecular function (GO): isocitrate dehydrogenase (NAD+) activity
Source: RefSeq, a predicted model, not a curated record